GUUGAUAGUUUAGUAGCGAGUGAUCUUGAAAGAAAGAACGACGCAAAAGACUCAUUUCAACAAUCUAACAAAAAUUCCUUCACAUGCAUAUUUUGGUGAAAGAGAGAGAGAGAUCAAACAAUACAUCGUUUACUGUUAUACAUUGGCAAUUCCGCCAACUACUUUGCCUCUUGCACAAAAAAUUGCUACAUUCCUCACCUCAUUUUUUAAGAGAUCUACAGGAAAAGGAUCUUGGAAAGUGGAAAAGCAGUAGUACUUAUCUAGUGAGUGAUAAACAUAUUUACAAAAGAUACAUCCGACGAUCCACGACGCGACUACAGUGUAUGUUUACUACAAAACUAUUUUUGGUCGAGUGUAACAACUUGGCAUAAUAUUGUCGCGUAUACAAACAAACACAACGCAAAUCUCGUUAAUAGAAGAACAAAAAAAAAUAUUCCAAUAACGGAACUGUUUUUUCUCUCUCUUCUUCUCACAGUUCGUUCUUCGUUCGUGUGCACAAGUAUUUAGUACCAAAAUAGACGAGACAAAACAAAAAGUUCAUUUGAACGGGAGAUAAAAAGCAUAUACAAAAUAUUUCGUAAACACUUUAGAGCCACAUGCAUCAUAGGAUUGUGCAUUUCCCGUCGUCGUCGUACACAUGAUAAUAUCUUUUAGCACAGUUUUGAAAGAGCCAUGUACAUAUUACUAUGUGCUACUAUUCUGGGCUCGAGUUUGGUGAAUCUCUCUUCCCGGAAGGAAGCAAUGAAUGGGGGCCGCAUUUGAGCAGAUCAGAGUGUAGUCUGAGAGGCAUAGGGGGCUUAUACCGGACCAGGGUGACUCUAUAGUCCACUACCGUUAACGCCAGAAUUGUGCGUUUGUUGUCAAAUUCUGGGAUCAGACGACGUACUACGAAUGAGUGUUGUGACUAGAGAGCGAGUAAUAUUAUCGAUUCAGACGAGGAAGCAAAAGCAGCAAAAGUAGAAAAGAUUAUUGCAGACGUUGACGUCGAAGAAAGCAGCGUGGUUGCAGAAUAUUCAAUAAUUCGUUCCUCGUCCAGUUGAUUACAUAUUAUUACUUUUGAUGGACAGCAAUCCAAGCCCUGACAUAAAUUCAAGGACUUUAUUGUGGUCUGUUUGUGUUCUCUCCUCUCCACGUGUGUUUCAAAUUGCAAACAAAACUUGACUCAUGUUCCAAGGAAUCAAAACACAUUACUGACAAAACAAGAAUAAUCCAUAGCCUACGGUGACUAUAAUUGGUGGUUUGGCCAAUUUUAGAUAAAACAAAGUUUUAUAUUUAGUCUCUGAAAACUGAAACAGGAGUGGUGUCACUACCUCCGAAUCGGACGCCCUCGAUACAUUAUAGGACAGUACAAUAAGCUAUAGGAAUAAUAAAUAAGGUUGUUGUUUUUAUUUAGUUUGUUCGUAAACUUGCAAAAACGACCCGCAUUAAAUAUUAGUCUCAAUGUUUCAAAUUGUUUUCUUUGUCGGGACAAUUCAUUCAUUCAGCUCAUUAUGAAGUCAUGAAAUGAAUAUUUAAUAAUAAGGAAUAAGGAAGACGGACGGAAUGAGACAACCCGAAAUUCAAUAAGUUCCCUAACGGAUGAAUACUUAAUAAUAAAUCCAGUAAAACUGUCAGACAGAACGUCACACCAAUAAAAAAUAACAAAUCGAAACAAUAACAAUAAAUAAUUUCACUAGUUCAGAAUCAAUGUCUACCCACGUGCUACAUUCAAACAAUAAAAAUAUUACACUUCGCAAUACAGAAUUGUUGGGACUGAAAUUGCAACUUAUGCACAAAAGACCCCAAGAAGUGGAUGUACAAUUUAAUUUAGGUGUGGACCCAUACUUUCGCUGUUCAUUAUGUGGGAGAAAUUAUAAAGAAAGACUAAAGUGUUAGACAAAUAAUUGAAGUAAUAAAUCUACCCCAAUUUAACUUUUAUUUUGAUAUUACAUACUCUAAGAAUAUGCGAUGAUAAACAUUUAUGUAUCAUUCGUGUAAGUGGAAGAAAAGUGAAGUUAUACUGACCUGAAGUAUUCGAAUUAGUUUUAAUCCGAGCAUAAAGUUUAAUUUGUGCUUGGAUUACAAGAGUAUGUGUGACGCGAUUGAGAAAUAUUGAAAAGUGAGAUUGUUAUUCGAAGAGCAAUAAAAGCGAGUCUGACCUUUUCUUCGACAAGAUUGUCAUUCCUGCCCCGUCUCUUGGAAUUUGCAAAAGGGCCGUCUCCAAACCACAGCAAGAUGAGUGUAACCAACGAAGACGUUAGUGGUGGUGCCCACAAUAUGACUGGAGAAGGUGGUACAACGCCUACUGCUCCUAUACCGCGACAAACAGUCACAUCCUCCGCCUCCUCCUCCACCUUGGGGUCAACGACGUCUCCUGGGGUGACCUCGGUGGUGGCGACGCCGACCAGCCUCAAUAAUGGAAUGUCAUCCGGAGACGAUGUAGCCAAAAGCGGCUACCUUCGAAAGCUGAAGGGGAAAAAGAAGUUCUUCGUCCUUCGCAAGGAGACUGAUGCGGACAAACCUGCAAGACUUGAAUACUAUGCAAAAGAAAAGAAUUUCCGCAUGGGACAUCCUCCGAGAAAGAGCAUCGGGUUGAAGGCUUGCUUCAACAUAAUUGGACCCGAGUCAAACCUCAAAUCCAAGUACUCGGUGUCUCUCCACACCUACAACGACUGUGUUCGAAUCUCCAUGAUUAGUGAGGAGGAGGCCAACGAGUGGCUGAGGGCCAUGAAGUCCUUGGCUGGAGAGGAAGAAGAUGACCAGGUCGUCGAGGGGAAACCACAUUUUGAGCAUAUUUGGAUGGUCCAAGUCCUCAAUAAGGGGCUGGGCAGCAAGGAGAAUAUCAUCGGACCUUACCGACUCUGUCUCACCUCCAAAGAGCUGACUUUGCUUAAAGUUGGAGAACAUGAUGGACGCAAUGGUCAAGUCAGAUUUCCUCUCAAUGUCAUCCGCAAUGUGUCUCACGAUGCCACUCUCGGAUGUUUCUUCCAUAUAGAACUUGGUCGACUAGCAUGUAUCGGUCCAGGACAACUGAGUCUCAAAACGGAUGACAACAACAUCACUCAAAAUAUGCAUCUAGUUAUUCUCAAAGCAAUGCAAAACUACUCGAAGGACGAUAUAAUUCCUCCGCGUGAACGUGCCAGGACUUACACUUGGACAAAUGAUGCUACCAUGCGGUCAUCCCAUAGCACCACCCCUGCCAUGAGCAGUUCCAUCGAUGAGCCCAGAACCAGAACAGACUCCAUGCCCUCGUCGGCAGGAAGAGUUUUGGGGAUAGGAAUGUCGCAAAUGUCGCCCCCGGUCCCAAUCCACACCUCCACGCCAUCUAUACUCUUCAACAGCCCAAAUAUGUACUCCACUGGCGACUCCGCCUCUAGUUCCUACUCGAUUGAUUACGACAACAAUAACCACAGUCAUGGAGGGAGCAUAUUGGUGGGCGAUAAAAGCAAUGAUGAGGAAGAGUAUGUUCCCUUCAACCCAACGGAAGAUCAGCACCUCAUUAUUAGUCCGAAAAAUUUAAUGAACAUGAAGCUUCCCUUGAUUCCUGAUAUUUCCGACUAUGUUGAAUCAGGCAAAGAUUCUGCAAGCUCCAAUGCCCAAACUCCAUCCAGCUAUAUGGAGAUGCAAAGUCCAAUGUCACCAUUUGACAACUAUAUUCCCAUGAGCCCAGCAUGUACAAUCCCCAACGGCCUCAAGUCGAACGGAAAAAUUUCAGUUUCUCACAGCAGAAAUUCUAGUCUAAUCGAAGACAAUGAUGGAUAUGUACCAAUGAUCCCUGGUGGUGUUCAUAGCCGAAGUGAAUCUGGGGCUGGAUCAACGGCUGGGUCUGCAACAGGACUUGACGACGCAUAUUUAGACAUGGAUUUUACCAGAAAAAUUAAUUUGAGCAAUGAAGAUGUUAGAAGGGUUUCACCUGCCAGCAGUGAAUCAUUACAAAGCAACACCCCAUCAUCGGACUUUCCAUUAGAAAAAGUCACAUCUUAUUUAACAGAUGACUUUGAGGACUCCAUGCGCCCUAUCCGAGCCUAUUCUGUUGGUUCAAGAUCUGAUACGUCAGCUCUUGGGAAAAUCCGGUCGGGGAAGAACCGUUUGGAGGCCGUUCAAGAGACUUUCCGAUGUAGAGCAAUGUCCGUUGGAUCCAAGAAUCCAAGAAAACCACCAAUCCUGCCAAAUACCUCAUCAAACGCGGGAUUAAUUCCUGCUGUGGGGAGCAAUAAAGCGGCUGUCUCUGGAGUUGGUCCCCUUAGUAGCUCGUGGAGCGGAUCAACAGGACGGUGGCCUAUGACAAAAUUUGUCAAUAACCAUCAUUAUUCCCCAAAUCAACCACCUACGCAAUAUGCAUUCUCCCAAGGCACGAGUGAAUCUAAUGAUUCGGAUUUAAUGGAGCUGGAUUUCUCCAAGAAUAAGAAAAUCAGGAAACGCUCACAUCCUGGCCCUCCUCCUAGCCUCAAUUCGACACCUAGCUCCACUGGCUCAUCCAGUUUACAAAAAAUUAGUCCCGUCCCAAAAGGGGUCAUCUCCAACAACAGUGGUGCAGUUGAAGGUUCCGAGUCUUCGGAACUUCUCAAGUCGUCAUCAUCUCAACAAAAUUCUGGUGGUAGUGCCGAAUACUCUACGAAGGGUCGCAAUUACGCUAUUUCAGCUCCCAUAUCUAUUAAAGCCCCGAGUACGAGUCGUAAUACUACUACUGACCCUAACUACGCAUACCACGAUGCCAGCAGUUCCCAAGCAUCGGUUUCAAUUCUCUCUCGACUUACCGGCACUGAUCUCAAGAAAUUGAAAGAAUUGGAUGAUGAAGGGGCUUAUCUGAACAUGGACUUUUCCAAGCCUCCCGUCGCCUCAAAGAAUGAUGGCCCGGCAAAUAACUUUAUAACAAAAAACAAAAUUCCCAGCACUACGGCAAUUCGAUCUGACGAGUGUGUUUCAAAUGCAAUAUCACCUUCAUCCACAAAAUUCUGUUUAAAUCUCACCUCCCCGUCAAUGACGUCUUUAAAUUUAACCAAACCUGAAGCUGGAACGGGGACUUUUAAGUCGAAUUUCUGUAAUGGAGAUUUGCAUACGUCUUCUUCCAAAAACCCACAUCCGAAUAAUGAUAAAAACCAUCCACCUGUCACAAAAAGUUCGCCAUGUUCUGGUUGCUCAGAUCAUUUAGUCAUAUCUUUGCCGACUUGCGGCCUAACCAGAAUGAUGGUAAUCGAAGAGUCUCCCGAAAAGCAGGAACAUAGCAAACCAUCCAGCGGUUCAAUUACUCCACAGUCCCCCUCAAGAUGUGCUCCCUUGGCAAAGCCGGAAGAUGAUAAUCAAAUCACUUACGCCUCCAUUGAACAUCUUCCGCCACCUCCAUCAUCUUGCUUACCCACGGGUCUUGCAACAGUUUCAUGUGCAACUGCUGUUGCAACAUCCAAUAAAGUAACUGGGGUAGCUUACGCUCAAAUUGACUUCAAGAGCACCGAGUCGGUUAAACCAAACUCUUAAAUUACAGAAACUCUUAUGUAAAUCAAACCUUUUCUUCGUUAUUUUGAUUAAAACGUUUAUGUUUGGUUGAUAUUAUUAAGUUGUCUCUUGUUAGUAUGUAAGUAGUGGUAUCUCAUGAUUAAGACAUGGUAUGAUUCUGUACUGUAUCGUCUAGGACAUGUACUAGCUCUAUUUUAUGUUGAUUAUUACGGAAUGAAAUGUAUUGUACAGAGAGACAAGGAGCUUUGAAUAUUUUUUACAAUUAUCAUAGCUCAUAAUUCUAAAAUUAUUUAUAUCUUGCUUCCCUUGUAAUAAAGAUAGUAAGAAUAAUAAUAAUAACAAUAAUAAUAAUAAUAAUAGUAAUAAUUCACUAGCUCGAAGAAAAAUUUUAUAUCGGGCAGCGCAGUCAAUUUUUUCAAUCUCAAUUUUUAAAUACUACUUUAAAUAGUUAUAAUUAAACCUCUUUUUGUUGUUCAAUAAUGACAAUUAAUGAUGUCUACCUCAGCGAUUCUUCUUACCUUCGUCUACUUCUUCAAAAACAGGGAAGUUUAUUACUGCCAAAUGAAAAGAAAAUAGUUCACACUAUUUCUUCUCUUCUACAAAAAAACAUUCGUUAUUAUUGACCUUUGAAAAUAAACCGAAACCGGUAAAAUGAAGUAUAUCAUACACAACAAAAAUACCCAGUGUGUGCAUACCCACAAGCUUUAACUAUCCAGAAAUAACAUAAUGUAGCUAAACUGCAAUUACAUAAUUUAAAAAACAACAACAAUUAAUAUUACAUGUUAGCCACAUCAGCAAUGUACCUUGUGCAACGUUCAGCUCAGAGAUUUUAAAGUUGUUAGAAAUAAUACAAGUAUGUUAGCUAGUUCUAAUAAUAAUAUUAUAAUUGAUUCACUUUGAUUUCGAAAAUGCACGACGUUGUACAAAGGGCAAGCCAGAUCCUAACAACAGCCUGGCAUUUUUUUCUGCAUAAUCUGGGAUGUACCCUCAUUCAUUCUUAUGGAAGUAUGGAAUCCUAAAAAAGUUUGGUGCUCGUAGUCUUUUCUUGUUCUAGGAAAUAAAAAUACAAUUCCUAUCCCGAAAAAAUUAGUGUGGUUUUGUUUUGAGACGAAAAACAAACAAAUUAUUAUUUUUAACUUACAACAAUGUUCGAAAAUCUCCCCUCUUGUUAUUAUAUGUAUGAAGGUAUUAAUUGCCAACGCAGAAUAGCUCAAUAAACCAAAGAUUAAUUUUCAAUAA
Folsomia candida is the source of this 6672-nucleotide messenger RNA. It is a transcript of the gene chico, whose product is annotated as insulin receptor substrate 1. The record is from RefSeq and is a predicted model, not a curated record. Gene Ontology annotation, biological process: insulin receptor signaling pathway. NCBI's taxonomy places the organism in Eukaryota, Metazoa, Arthropoda, Collembola, Entomobryomorpha, Isotomidae. Gene Ontology annotation, molecular function: phosphatidylinositol 3-kinase binding; insulin receptor binding. The coding region runs from base 2215 to 5454 and encodes 1079 amino acids. Gene Ontology annotation, cellular component: cytosol; plasma membrane. The transcript is spliced from 9 exons.